AUGGGAUAUACAGUUGAUACUAUUGAAAAUGAAAAUAACCCAGAUAAUCCUCCAAGUUUUUCAGAAAGCACAAAACAACCAAACAAAGAAGUUGAUUGUAUGGCAACUGAUCUGGGAGAUUUGCAAUUCGGUCCAAUUCGUCCAAAAUUACAAAUAAGUGGUUCUACUGGAUCUGGAUCUUCUAAGAGGUCCAAAUCAAAGCUUGAGUUACAUGCUGCUUGUAAACAGCACCUUAUAAGCAAAGAAAAAUGGAACUCUUAUAUUUUGAGCAAAAAAAAUGGUUCAGUGCAUGCCGUGCUAUCAACUGCUCAUUCAGAACAUAUAGAAAAAAAUCGAAAUUGGAAGAUUCAAAACGAACUGAUAGACUGCUGUUCUAAUACUGUGUUCUUAAAUAUUAUUAGGGAUAUCAGACACUGCGAAUAUUUUGCGUUAAUGUGUGAUGAAGCAAGGUUUGUUGGAUUUGUAGAUGUGUCAAUAAGUCAAAACACUGAAGCAUUAUCAUCUGCUAUUUUAUCAUUUCUUGACAAACACAACAUUCUGAAUGUACCCAUCAUAGCACAAAGCUAUGACGGAGCAAAUGUUAUGUCAGGUAACCACAAUGGAGUACAAAAAAAAAUUAAAGGCAAAAACCCUUUUUCUAUUUAUAUACACUGCAUGGCCCACAGAACUAAUUUAGUGGUAAUUGAUAUGUGUAAAUCAAUUAAGGAUGCUAGAAAUAUAUUCAAUGGGUUAGAAGCGUUGUAUAUCCAUUUUUCAAUCCCAUUAAAGAAUAUGAUGUUGGUUGAUAUACAAGAGAAACUUGGAAUUAAAAAAACAAAACCAUGUUCCAAUAGUGAUACAAAGUGGUCUUGCCGUUUUAAAAACUGCAAAAUGGUGAUGGAACAUUAUUCUUCUAUAAUAAAAGUUUUAAAAUAUGAAAUAGAUAAAAAUACCGACAAAAACGUUGCAAAUACUAUAGGAAUCCUGUACACAAUGGAAAAAACUUCAUUUCUUGUGCAUUUGUUUGUUUUACAUGAGAUUUUACUUAUAAUUAAUAUACUAAGUAACAAACUCCAAGAAAAGACUGCAACGUUGGGUAAAGCAUCUCAAGUAAUAGAUUCUGUUAUUGCCACCCUAGAAACUAAUCGCCGAUCUAAGAGAAAAAGAACACAGCCAAAUAAACUAAGUAAUUAUAUUACUGGUGAAAGUGAAGAGCAUAGCUCAAAUGAUAUUAUGACAUGCUAUCGUGUCAAGUAUUUUAUUAUUUUGGACACUGUAAUAAUGAAUCUUGAAAUUAAAUUUUCAAAAGAAAGUAUGAAGUUGGCUAAUAGUGUGGAUGGCUUUUUAAUGUUUGACUAUUUAAAAAGCAUUACAUUUAUAAACCAUUAUAAAAAUUUAUUGAAUACUGAUGUGGAAAGUUUAAAGGCAGAAAUGAUGGUUGCACAAAAUCUUAAAAAACAAUCUACCGAUAAUAAAAUGAUGACACCUGAAGGAAAUGGCUGA
Molecule: messenger RNA, 1482 nt
Organism: Acyrthosiphon pisum (pea aphid)
Lineage: Eukaryota; Metazoa; Arthropoda; Insecta; Hemiptera; Aphididae
Product: zinc finger MYM-type protein 1-like
Exons: 10
Coding region: 1-1482 (493 amino acids)
Source: RefSeq, a predicted model, not a curated record